Molecule: messenger RNA, 1665 nt
Organism: Parnassius mnemosyne (clouded apollo)
Lineage: Eukaryota; Metazoa; Arthropoda; Insecta; Lepidoptera; Papilionidae
Source: the annotation of a GenBank genome assembly
AUGAUUGAUGAAAAUAUAACAGUGAGUGAUAAUUCAGAUAUCGAUGAAGGCGGUCCUGCGGAACUUCGUGGGUACCUUAGUAAAUGGACGAAUUACAUUCAUGGUUGGCAAGAUAGAUUUAUAGUUUUGAAGGAUUCCACUUUAUCAUAUUAUAAAAGUGAAUUAGAGAGUAAUCUUGGUUGUCGUGGUGCGUUAUGUUUAAAGAAAGCUAAAGUAAAGCCACAUGAAUUUGAUGACUGCAGAUUUGAUGUGUCCGUAAAUGACUGUGUAUGGUACUUAAGAGCUUCUAAUCCUGAGGAGAAACAACAAUGGAUUGAUGUCUUGGAAUCAUUUAAAGUGGAGUCGGGGUAUGGAACUAGCUCAGAUAGUAGUUCCAAUGGAUGUGGUCUGCGAAGACAUGGAUCAGUUACAUCUCUACAAUCAACAGGGUCACAUGGUCGCACUUCGCUCCGUCUCACAGAGAAAAUCGCCGAAUUGGACACAUAUAGCGAGUUAUUGUCCAAGCAAGCUGUGCAAUUGCAACAGUACUUCGAUAUGUGCGUUGCGUCAUACCCGCAGAUCAGCGACGAAACUGUCGAAGCUAUUGAUGCCGUUAAAUUGGCAGAUGGUGUAGAUUUGCGCAUGUACACAGGCGAAGUCCGUGCAACGAGCACGUCGUUUAGAGCGACAUGUGGCGCAACUCUAGCGACUCUUCAGCACUGCGUCGAGCUUUUGCGACGGCGUGAGAAACAAGCUCGACAGGCAGAGGAGCUUUAUAUGGCUUUGAAGAAUCAAUUGACAGAAGCAAGAUUGGCGUCGAAACCGGGACCUGAUCACGAGGAGGGACCACACUCGACGUUGCCCGAUGACGAGUUCUACGAUGCUGUUGAGACUGGAUUCGACAAAAUGGAAGAGGAGAGAUGCGCACGCGUGGUGCCACCUGCAGAGCGUACGAGGGACGAGGUCGAGCUGCCGCCACCGGCCAUCGACAACCGUCUUACCGUGCACCCCUUAUGGCCUGAGAUCGACAGGAUAUCAACAGAACAGAUACAGGCUGCCUUCGAAGAGGUCGGUGGCGAAAACGGUUGGCAACUUUUCGCCGAAGAAGGUGACAUGAGAAUGUACAGAAGGGAGGUGGAAGUGGAUGGUAUGGUGAUGGAUCCACUGAAAGCAAUGCAUAAAGUCCGUGGCGUGUCCGCCCGAGAGAUGUGUCACUACUUCUUCAACCCACGCUACCGAUACGAGUGGGAGACGACGCUAGAGACGAUGACGAUCGUGGAGCAGGUGUCGCGGGACGCGCUGGUGUUCCACCAGACGUUCAAGCGCAUCUGGCCCGCCUCGCAGCGCGACGCGCUCUUCUGGUCGCACGUGCGCGCCUCGCACGCCAACACCUACGCGGUCACCAACCACUCCACAACCAACCCUGAUUACCCCCCGAACGCGGGCGCGUGCAUCCGACUGUUCGUGACGGUGUGCCUGGCGUGCCGCAGCUCGUGGCCGGCCGGCGAGCAGCCCACCCGCGACAACAUCACCACCAGCAUCGCCUACUGCAGCACCGUGAACCCUGGUGGCUGGGCCCCAGCUGGAGUUCUGCGCGCAGUCUACAAGCGCGAAUAUCCUAAGUUCCUCAAGCGCUUCACGAGCUACGUGGUUGAUCAAUGCCGCGGGAAACCUCUCGCCAUCUAG